Nelumbo nucifera (sacred lotus) is the source of this 3096-nucleotide messenger RNA. Its product is annotated as phosphate transporter PHO1 homolog 3-like. NCBI's taxonomy places the organism in Eukaryota, Viridiplantae, Streptophyta, Magnoliopsida, Proteales, Nelumbonaceae. Gene Ontology annotation, biological process: cellular response to phosphate starvation; phosphate ion transport. The record is from RefSeq and is a predicted model, not a curated record. Gene Ontology annotation, molecular function: phosphate transmembrane transporter activity; inositol hexakisphosphate binding. Gene Ontology annotation, cellular component: trans-Golgi network; cytoplasm; plasma membrane.
AUGAUACACAUAUACAAAUACGAUAAGGUUUAUGAAACUUGGCGUUCUGAUUCUCAAACUCUGACUAGACGACUGGGGGGCCCCUAGUUUUCUCUCCACCUAACUCAUUUUACUCCCUUUUCCAUGUUUGAUCUUUUCUGAAGUAAGAAGCUUCUGGCUUGCAACACCACGAAACCCAAUUCCUAGCGCCUUUAGCUUUAUAUAUGCACCUCACCUUAGAGGAGGUUCUUAACCUAAUCUCGCUUCUGUUGUUGUUGUAUGUGAAAAAUACUAAGAGAUCGAGACAAUUGAAGGGUUUCACUGCUUCAAUUCUUUACAUAAUCCAAUAACCCAUUGAGUAGUUCAUCCAAACAUUGUUCGCAGCUGGCAUCAGAAACAACGAAAAGAUGAAGUUCGGGAAGGAGUUUGCCUCCCAAAUGGUCCCAGAAUGGCAAGAAGCCUACAUGGACUACGAGUAUCUCAAGAUCAUACUAAAAGACAUCCAAUCUUUCAAGCAAAGAACUAAGCCUCCGGUGACUCCGAGAAGUGGAUCAAAGAGAAGGAUGGCAAUUUACAGAUCCUUCAGCGGCCUAAUGAAAAGAUACAACAGUGUAAGAAGCCACGCCGAAGGAGACGUUGAGGAUCAAGUGAUACGAGUCGCUAAUCCGGAACAACGAGACGACAAUUGGGAGGGGCGCUACCAGACUCAUUUUCUUAUGUCGUCUGAAGAAGGAGGAGAGUACGAGCUCGUCUACUUCAGAAGACUGGAUGACGAAUUCAACAAAGUGAAUAUCUUCUACAGGGAUAAGGUGGAGGAGGUAAUGAAGGAGGCCAACAUGUUGAAUAAACAGAUGGACGCAUUGAUAGCAUUUCGGAUAAAGGUGGAAAAUCCCACAGAGUUGUUCGAUGGGUCAGCCGAGAUGGCUCGUCUUGCUUCAGAUGUUGCCAGCUCUGCGUCGGCAGUGACCGCCUCUACUCCUUCCAGCGCCAGAGACAGCAGUUCCAGUAGGCGCAUGGCUGUAAUAGAAGAGGCUGAACCAAGCACCCCAGAGAAUUCGGAUGACUCAAGUGAGGACACAAACGUCAAUGACACCGGAACUAUCAACAGGACUGUCAUGAGCGAAACUAAUCCAAACAAAAUGAAGGCCAACAGGCCAGCUCCAUUAGAAAUCCUUAGCCGUGUGAAGAUUAACAGCAGACUCGAGAGUCCGAUAUCCACCAUAAAAAGGUUCCUCAAGGUUCCCAAAAACAAAGAAUUAAAUUUUAAAAAGGAGGAGCUGAGGAAAAUUGAGGAACUACUAAAGCGAGCUUUUAUCGAGUUUUAUCAGAAGCUUCGACUUCUAAAGAGCUACAGCUUCUUGAAUCUAUUGGCAUUCUCGAAGAUAAUGAAGAAAUAUGACAAGAUAGCAUCAAGAAGUGUAUCGAGAGCUUAUCUGAACAUGGUCGACAAUUCCUACCUUGGUAGCUCUGAUGUGGUGACUAGGCUCAUGGAGAGGGUUGAAGCUACAUUCAUCAAGCACUUCUCAAACUCAAAUCGUAGUAAAGGAAUUAAAACCUUGAGACCAAAACCAAAGAAAGAAAGGCAUAGGGUUACAUUUUCGAUGGGUUUCUUUGCUGGAUGCACCGUAGCUCUACUUGUGGCCCUUAUUUUAAUCAUCCGAGCCCGAAAUAUCCUAGAACAUGAAGAAGGUGCUCAGUAUAUGGAAAGUAUGUUUCCGCUUUAUAGCUUGUUUGGAUUCAUUGUCCUUCACAUGGUUAUGUAUGCUGCGGAUAUAUAUUUCUGGAGACGCUACCGAGUCAAUUAUCCAUUCAUAUUUGGCUUCAAGCAAGGAACGGAGUUGGGGUAUAGAGAGGUCUUUCUCUUCAGUGCAAGUCUUGGCACGCUUGCUCUUGGAAGCGUUCUCUUGAACUUGGACAUGGAGAUGGACCCCAAAACCAAAGAAUACAAGGCCUUCACUGAGCUGCUCCCUCUGGGAUUACUUACACUUCUUGUUAUCAUAAUAUUUUUCCCAUUCAACAUCAUGUAUCGCUCAAGUCGCUAUUUCCUUCUACGUUGUGCAUUCCAUUGUGUUUGUGCUCCUCUGUACAAGGUUACUCUAGGAGACUUUUUCUUGGCAGACCAGCUAACUAGUCAGGUCCAAGCCAUUAGAAGCCUGGAGUUCUAUGUCUGCUACUACGGUUGGGGAGACUACAGACACAGAAUUAAUACUUGCAAAGCAAAUAAUGUCUACAACACAUUCUUUUUCAUUGUAGCAGUGAUUCCAUAUUGGUGCCGCUUCCUUCAGUGCGUUCGACGUCUGUACGAAGAAAAAGACCGAAUGCAGGGAUAUAACGGGCUGAAAUACUUCUCAACUAUCGUGGCUGUCAUUAUGAGGACAGCUUACAAUCUAGACAAGGGAAAGGGUUGGUGGGUGAUGGCCUGGGUCACGUCAGCCAUUGCUGCAAUCAGCGGCACUUACUGGGACAUUGUUGUUGACUGGGGGCUCCUGCAACGCCGGUCUAGGAAUCGUUGGUUGAGAGAUAAGCUCCUCAUCCCACACAAAAGCGUUUACUUCGCAGCCAUGAUACUGAAUGUCCUGCUAAGAUUUGCAUGGCUGCAAACUGUGUUGAACUUUAAGCUGUCAUUACACAGACAAGCUUUGAUUGCUAUUGUUGCAAGCCUGGAGAUCAUUCGUCGUGGCAUUUGGAAUUUCUUCAGGUUGGAGAAUGAGCAUUUGAACAAUGUAGGGAAGUACCGUGCAUUCAAGUCUGUACCUCUGCCUUUUUACUACGAUGAAGACGAAGAAAAGGACGAAUAGCUAGCAUUCCACUAGACUCACAAGGCCAUCUAAUUCAUUAUUCUACUCACACUGGAUGGCUGGGGGUAUGGAGAGAGAAUACUUUUUUUAUUUCUUAAUAAUAAUUCAGUUCGAUUAAUUAAUUACUUCUUUCAUUAUUUUGUACAUGGAAAUAUGGAAUAUUGAGUCAAUAAUGAAAGAUAUGAAUGACUUCCUGUUCAGUCAAUGUGUAAAUGGGUAGAUUAACAUGUUAUGGGUAUUUUGAUUAAUGUAAAGAUGACCAUUUACUCAUCAGAUCCUUUGGAACUUGGAAUAUAACUCCAAUUAUAGCAGAUGUAAA